CUGAGGAAAUUUUGAAGCGGUUUAUUUGAGGGCUGUGCUACACGUGCAACUUUACUGAAUUACUUGAUAUACGUUAUGAACACGGAAGUGGGUAGAUUAAAUGCGUACAAAGAAAAAACUAAAGUUGAUGGUGAAGAGCUAGUACUCAAUGUCUUUCCAAAACGUGUAUUUGAAAUGGAAGACAUAUUAGCGUCAGAUAUGUUUUUUCUAGAGGGAAAGUAUGUCCAUUCUGAUGUGAAUAUACCUUAUCCUAUUAAUCCACAUAAUUCGUUACCUCCUGGUGAUGAUAUGGAUUCUGGUUUAACCAAUGCUACAGAUAAACUAACCAAUGAUAAACAACAGUUUCCUAGUAAAGGUUCUUUUGUCUACGCCUUACCAAAUGGCUCUGUGUCAUAUAAUAAACAUAUCAAAGCUAUGAUAGAGAAAACUAAACCAUGUUUAACUCAACUUAUGAUUGAAGCUCAACUUGUUCGUUUAUGGGUUCAAUUUAAUAUACCACGAAUUGAAGAUGGAAAUAAUUUUGGUGUAGGAAUACAAGAAGAGAUUUUAGGUGAAGCAUCGGGUAUCGAGAGGGAUGCAUGUACUUUCUUGGAUCAAGUCACAAGGUUUGUUUAUAUUAUCUACUUUUUUAAUUCUCCCAUAUAUAUGUAAAGGGGUUUUCUGGAGAUUGGUUUAAUUUGUAGGUAGUAUUUGUUACAGAUUGAGUACAGUUGGGAUACAAGACAGCUGUUUCGUCCUAGUAUGGGCCCCUCAGUCGUGUGCACUCACAAACCCCCGAGAAUCAAACUCAAGACCUUCAGGCUUUGUGGCGAAUGUUCAACCAUUAGGACCACUGGGUCAACAUCCAGUGGUACAUUUCUAGCCUCAAUCAAUAUAUCAUAUAGCAUGACGAUUGUCUAAUGCUGUUGGUAACACCGUCAUUCCAGAUAUGUUUGAACCCCACUACUCACAAAUUCUCAUUAAACUCCGGGAAUGUUUUGAAAUAUUAUGCCUCAAGAGGGAAAUUAGUGGGUAAAGUAGCAAAAUAUCCUCAUAUUGAAGACUAUCGUGAAUGUAUCCGUGAUAUGGAUGAGAAACAAGCAAUAACAAUGCGAUAUAUUAUCAUGGAAAUUCGUAAUCACUAUGCCACCUUGCAUGAUAUAAUAAUAAAAAAUCUGGAUCGUAUAAAAAUGCCUCGUUCCAAUAAUGCGAUCAAUAUGUACUAAUUAACGAAACUCAGAUUUAGUUAUGUGUUUGCUCACAUUAUGAGAUUUUGAUUGUAUGUAAAUACAUACGUUUGAAACGUA
Molecule: messenger RNA, 1286 nt
Organism: Schistosoma intercalatum
Lineage: Eukaryota; Metazoa; Platyhelminthes; Trematoda; Strigeidida; Schistosomatidae
Source: the annotation of a GenBank genome assembly